UACGGCACGGCUUCCUGGCUCCUGGCCGAGACACUCUCCUGGUGGAGAGGCUGGCUCGUCCCAUUGGCCGGCUUCGUCACACGGGUCGAAUCCGCUGCGUCCGAUUGGUGCGUUCACUGCUCGAGCGCGAUUUUGCAACACGGCACAAUCACUUGUGUGGGCGCACGUUGUUCGGACUGGCCUCGCCGGACUACGACCGAUUGCUGUCAUUUUUCGUGAAACUUUUGCAGAUCCUCCGUUAUUAUUCUCGUCUAAUGGAAAUGAAGUACGCGUGUACCCCGGAUUAAACACGGCGCACGAUUUUUUUUUUGGUCGUUAUUUUAAAUCGGCAAGAGAGAAGUGGAAAUUUUCAUCCAUUUCCCUCGGAAUUCUGACACGCAAACAAUGACCGACAGCAAGGCCCCUCACGUUAUCUUCUGCAACGACUCGCCCAAGAGGGUCCUCGUGUCAGUCAUCAAGACCACCCCGAUCAAGCCGCACAGGGCCGAGGCCAUGACGCCCACCAGCCCGGGAUUCAGCGACUUCAUGGUGUACCCGUGGAAGUGGGGAGAGAACGCCCACAACGUAACGCUGAGCCCGGGCUCGCUCAGCGAGGCUUCGUCCCCGGGCCCCGGCGGGACGGCCGGAGACGCCGACGCCGCUUCUUCGCCCGACCACAACAAGGACGGCAUCCGCAGAGGGCGUCCUCGAGCCGACACGGUGCGGGAGCUGAUCAGCGAGGGGGAGACGUCCUCCAGCCGCAUCCGCUGCAACAUCUGCAACCGGGUGUUCCCCAGGGAAAAGUCUCUGCAGGCCCAUAAGAGGACACACACAGGUGAGCGGCCGUAUUUGUGCGACUACCCAAACUGCAGUAAGGCCUUUGUCCAGAGCGGUCAGCUGAAGACCCACCAGCGGCUCCACACUGGAGAAAAGCCCUUCGUCUGCUCAGAAAAAGGGUGCAGCAACCGAUUCACGCACGCCAACCGUCACUGCCCCAAGCAUCCCUUCUGCCGCCUGAGGCGGGAGGAGCCGAGUGAGGGUACGGGCAAGGCGCAGUCGGUGGACAACAAGGCGGUGGCAGAGUGGCUGACAAAGUACUGGCAGACCCGAGAGCAGCGCGCCCCGGCCGCCUCCGCCGCCAAGGCGCAGGGCAAAAUCGCCAGAGCGCAGGACCAGGAGCAGCGGGACCCCAUGGAGUUCCUCCAGUCCAGCGAGGAGAACGACGAAGACGAGGGGGCGGCAGAGGAGGAGAAGGGCGGCUUGGGCGGAGCCGCCAAGCGCCGCCUCCAGGAGCAGCGCGAGCGUCUCCACGGCGCUCUGGCGCUCAUCGAGCUGGCCAACAAUCUGUCCGCCUGAGCGGCGGAAAUCACUUCUGUCCAGCCCCAGUCCGCCUUCCCUUCCCUUCCCUUCCCUUGCGUGCUGUCGCUAGACCGUCAUCAAGUCCAGGUCCCCUCGUAGACCUGAGACCAGUGUUUGCGAGUUCGUGCGCGGCAUCAUCCAAGGAAGGCGCAAGCUAAAGCACCUUAUUCAGCUUCCAUUUAUCCUUUUAGGCUGCUAUGGUAGAUGUAACGAUAUGAAGAAUGUCGCUCUUCUUUUCUGUCUUUUAAAGGCGAACAAAGAGUACUUGUUUUCAAGUUGUUUUCUUUUGCACUUUGACGAUAUGUUUUUUAAAAGGGUGUGUUUUCAAGUGAGAGACUGUAAAUACGAUUGAAAGAUAUGCUAACAGGGUUUUGGACGGAAGUAGAUUAGUCACGCCGGGAUUUGAAAUGUAAAGUGAUGACAUUUUCCAUAGUUGCUACAAUUCGCUGUCUCGGAUUCAUCGUCCGUGCCAGCAGGCACAACAGCCAGCCAAUCGCGGUGAAGCUUUCUUGGUCACGUGACGUCACAUACUAAGAAAGCGUAGCUGCGAUUGGCCGGGUGUUGGCUUCCGACCUGAAGUAACCCUGCCUUGCCGGCGCAGACGGUGAAUUUUAGACCGCGAAUUGUAGCAACUGCUGAAAAUGUGAUGACUUUACAUUUCUAAUUCAAAUCCCGGUGGCACUGAUCUACUUCCAUAGUUUUACGCCUCACAAGUCCGACAGGCGCCGCCUCUCAAGGUGUCGUGAAAGGAAUUUUUUUUUUUUUUUUAAGAAUUUUCGGGAGACAGUUGGGAGGUUUUUCCUGGCGGGAACGGCGGGUGAGCAUUGCAAGCCUAAUCCACUUUUGACAGCGUCGUCACUUGUUGCCGCGCCAGACCUGCGUCGCAUCACCGCGCGCGUUUAAAAAAAAAAAGUUUUCUACUAAGCAGUGAAGUACUUAAAAGCAUUUUUUACGAUUGGGCGAGGUCGGCAUACGUGUCCACCAAGAGGUUUUGCGAGAGGACAUCACCGAGUGUACGGCCCUGUUGUAAUCCACUCUUUUGUUGUUGUUUUUUUUUUUAUUUGACUUUGUUUCCUUCACAUUAAAUUAAGUCGUAACACAGAAGAGGGCGGAUCUUAUGAGGGUUUAUCGUUCCGAACUUGCUUCAUGGAAACCAAGAUGUGUUAUCUUUUAUAUUAAAGGGUGGCAAAUUAGUUUUCAAAGGUUGGUGGAUGCAAAUGAUUCAAAUCUGAGUUUUCUCGGAUUUUUGGGUUUAGCGUUUAUAAAAUGAAAGCACUUGCGUUUUAAAGGAAUUGUUGGAUUACGCUUGCAAUGGCUCCUGUUUGUCUCCGACUGUUUUUGGAGUGCUCGCUGAGUUUUGCGUUUUGUCUUUUAAGCUACACUACAUAAGAACACUGUAUCGAGCUUCGAAAGAUUUCUUGCAUCGAAACUUUUUUUUUUUUUUUCGAAGAAUUGGAUUUUCAAAUGUCCUGCGAGGCGAAACUGGAAGUUGUUGAUGAUGAAGUCACCUCGUGACUUUUUGUCCCCGAUUCUAAACUAUUUUUUGUUGUUGUUUUUGUACUCUUGGCCUUUAUGGGUGUGUGUUUGACAAAAGGAUGGCAUUUAAUAUAUACUGAUUGUUAGAUUAAUAAUGUUUGUCCACAAUUUACCAACAGCUUCGACGUGUAAUUCUAGAAUCAGUUCUCUCCCACGUUAACACUCCUGACACUUGAGUGAUUCUUGCUUGCUUGGUAGAGGUUUGUACGUUAACAAUUACAAAAAAAAAAUUGUUUGGGCUUCUCUUAACAAGCUGUACACUCUUAUAACAGUGUUGGUUAUCAAUAAAUGGAUACGGAAAUUA
This is a messenger RNA of Syngnathoides biaculeatus (alligator pipefish), 3178 nucleotides long. It is a transcript of the gene znf367, whose product is annotated as zinc finger protein 367. The record is from RefSeq and is a predicted model, not a curated record. Lineage: Eukaryota; Metazoa; Chordata; Actinopteri; Syngnathiformes; Syngnathidae. The coding region runs from base 385 to 1335 and encodes 316 amino acids. The transcript has 5 exons. Gene Ontology annotation, molecular function: RNA polymerase II cis-regulatory region sequence-specific DNA binding; DNA-binding transcription factor activity, RNA polymerase II-specific. Gene Ontology annotation, cellular component: nucleus. Gene Ontology annotation, biological process: regulation of transcription by RNA polymerase II; central nervous system development.